AUGAAGAAAUGCAACCAUACCUUCUGGCUGGGCCUUUCGCCCCAAGACCACAGCACCGAUAUCGUGCUCUCGAAUCGGGUCCGGCAUGUCUUUCAUCAUAUCCCGGACCACGAUGUGGAGUACCCGCGGUUCCUUGUGGUAGUUGGGAACGAUACGAAGACGGCGGCGUUAAGGGAGCUUUUCGGUGUGAAGAGGGCGGGAAAACGCAAUGUCACCUUGGGCCUUGGCGAACUUCAUUUGCACCUCGACUCAUCCAGCGUUUUCUACCAUGAGCCGCUGCUCAUCGCGGAGGGCGACGCCUCGAAGCCGCUCCAUGCGAAAAUUCCCACUGACCCAUGCCACGAACUCACGAGGCGAACGAUCCGACCGUUACCUCACCAAUCUGAUCUGACGCAGAUUGCUAGCGGCCUCUAUUCCCGCUUUCUCUACCCGUUUGCAGAUGUCUUUUGUUUCUUUUCCGAGGACUUGGGCGGGCUGGAGCAGGUAGCAUGCUAUCUUGCUGUGUGGCUAGAGCAGGCCUACGAGUCGAGGAUCUCUACCGGUACGAAGCCGAGGGUCGUCGUCGUAGCUGAGACAAUACCGGGAGGAGGGAGGGGCGAGCGGCAAGCUCGAAAGAAUUUCCUACGGCUGGUGCGGCAGAAGACAAGGAAGAAGAUUUCAGACCAUUUCUUGUCCAUUGAAAUCAUUGCGCUCUCUCCGCGUGGCCCACUCUCUCUCUCAGCCCGCCACAGACUCUUGAAAGAGCGUCUCAUGAACAGCUUAGACCAAGCACGUCAGUGCAGGAUAGAUGCACAGUUCCUUUUCUCGACCGCCCAUCUCGCCGUCUUCCUCAACAGCGCUAUCGAACACUUCGCAGAUGCCACCGACGAGCCGUUUAGCUUGGUAUGGGCCUCCAGAUUGCACAAUCCGGUAGCAGACAAUCUAGAGCAGCAUAUAUCCACAUUCCUGGCCCAGAUCAAAACGUCGGAAGAGCUAACAAAAUUCGGAGCGCCCAUCAUCGCUUCGAGCCUACUCAUGGACAACUACCCACCCGAUGCUCCCUUCUUCCCUCCUAGUACGGUAUUCCAGGUUUUAUAUGAGGAUAUACUAAGCAAGGUAAGCGCAGGCAGGGUAAUAUGCUUUGAUCAAUCUAAAGAUUUCCUUCUUCGAAGCGGGUUGGUUGCUAUGGUAAGAAAGAAUUUUGAAGAGUUUGCUAGAGUAUCUAGUCAAGGGAAACUCCCCUCGGCUACUAUACAUCGCAACAACCUCCGCCACCACCAAGAACGAUGGCGUAGUGUAAAAAGUAGCAGCACUUGUCUUUCGUGUCUCCGGCGCAGCCCUCAGUUUCGCCUAGAGUGCGGACACGUCGUGUGCGAAAACUGCGCGGUAGUAUUUGGCGAACCUGAUGUAGACGAUCCCUGGGUCUAUACAGUGACACAAUGUUUCCUAUGCCAAACGGCGAUGCCGAGACCGGUAGUCAUCCGGACGCACCCGCCUACUGCGGGAGCUGGCGUUCUCUGUAUCGACGGCGGAGGUGUCCGUGGCAUCGCAGCGCUUAAAUUCUUGGAAAGGAUCAACGCUCGUAUCGGAUUGCCUAUCCCGCUCCAAAGAUUCAUCAAGGUCGCUCUGGGAGUGAGUUCAGGGGGCCUCAUUGUCGCCGAUCUUUUCUUGAACGGCUCUCCCGUGGAACAGUCCACGGAAAGAUUCAAGCUGCUGGCCAAGACGACGUUCCAACGUCGUGGGACCACAAACGUUUCACUCCUGCCUCGCUUUGUGAGACGUUCCAUCGUCUCCUUCGCCGGUGCGUUUCAUCCUCUUCCAACUAUCGUUCGCUCCAUCGAACUUCUCCUAUCCUACCUGGCUGACGGAUUAUAUCCGUCCCACCAUAUUGAAAACGCACUAAAGCAGGUGUUUGGCGCCGAGAGGGGCAUCUUGGACUAUUCCCACGCGACCAGCACGGGGACUCGGGUCGCGCUGCCCGUAGCGACCGUCGACACGAAGCCGUCGUGUCGCCUCUUUACGAACUAUAAUGGCGUAGGCGAGCGCAAGAAAGGCCAAGACCACGUCAUGAAUUCAAGUGGGAAGAUGCUCUUAUGGGAAAUCGCGAGAGCGGCGUCUGCUGCGCCAGGGUAUUUCUCGCCGAAACAUGUCGAUGGCGCCGGCACCUUUCAAGAUGCUGGUCCGCUCGAGAACAACCCGCUGAUUUCAGCGCUGUCCGAGGCGGCCGCCUUAUUUCCCCUGGUCGAAGAGCCUGACUUUGUCGUGUCUCUGGGUACUGGGGAGCCGGAGCCGACCAGCAACUUUCCCACCACCGCUUCACGCAACGUCUGGAAGAAUGGCGCAUUCCCGAGGCUAUGCCGGCUGUUCUGGGAGAAGAUGCGAGAUAAGAAGGUAAGUGAGGCCUUCCGGGCCUACCCUCGAUACCACCGGCUCAACAUCCAAUUCGACGGCGACGAGCCGAGGCUGGAUGAUCCGGGCAGCAUCCCAGAGAUAGAAGCCAAAGUGCAGGAUGACAAGACGCUCUCACAAACGAUUGACACGAUAGCGAGAUGCUUCAUAGCCUCGCUCUUCUACUUCGAGCUGGACGCCGUCCCGGAACGCGUCGGGGGGAGGUACGUAGGGACCGGCCACGUAGUAUGUUCUCUGCGGCGUAACGACCCAGCAUUCCGCGAAUUAUUUGACCGGCUUUCGAGCCAGUCAGCCCGGCUAUGGAUAGAUGGGAAUGUGGUGGCUACAAUUGAUAACUCUUGCCUCGGGAGCGAUGGCAAUUUUCGAAAACGGGUCGACUUAAACACCGAGGGUCGAUUUGUAAUAUCCCUACAGCAAGAGCAAAACUCCUCCGAACCGUGUAAUAUUAGUGGGUCGCCGUUUGUGAUAGAGAAACUCGUAUUGCAGCAAGGCCUCAAUGCUGUUUUUGGCCGACCUGAUCAUCGGAAAAGGAAGAGGUUCGACUGCCUUGGAUCUAGAACGAAGCGACGUAAACUGUGGUAA
Molecule: messenger RNA, 2970 nt
Organism: Hypoxylon trugodes
Lineage: Eukaryota; Fungi; Ascomycota; Sordariomycetes; Xylariales; Hypoxylaceae
Product: FabD/lysophospholipase-like protein
Exons: 6
Coding region: 1-2970 (989 amino acids)
Biological process (GO): arachidonate metabolic process
Cellular component (GO): membrane
Source: RefSeq, a predicted model, not a curated record